This is a messenger RNA of Phymastichus coffea, 1356 nucleotides long. RefSeq lists its product as uncharacterized. Gene Ontology annotation, biological process: DNA replication, removal of RNA primer. Lineage: Eukaryota; Metazoa; Arthropoda; Insecta; Hymenoptera; Eulophidae. Gene Ontology annotation, molecular function: RNA-DNA hybrid ribonuclease activity; nucleic acid binding. The transcript has a single exon. The coding region runs from base 1 to 1356 and encodes 451 amino acids. The record is from RefSeq and is a predicted model, not a curated record.
AUGGAGUAUGGUUCUUUUAUCUACUUUCCCAAACGCAUCGAACUUGCUGAAAAGUUAGAAUUAAUUCAGCGAAAUGCAAUCAGAGCUGCUCUUGGCUAUAGGAACAGUACUCCGAACAAUGUAAUCAUCGCAGAAUCGAAACUACCUUUAAUGAUUAAAAGAAUUGAAUUCCUUUGUAAAUGCUUUCUAGUCAAGUCAAUUUCUAACAAUAACAGCCAAACCGCUCAAACGAUCUCUAAAUUCUAUUACAUUGUUCAAAAGAAAAAAAAGAUCAGUUCUCGCCUCAUUUCUAAAUGUUUAGCCACUGUUAUGGUCGACCACUCUGCUAUCGAAACACGCCCCAAUUUAUUAAUAUAUCAAUAUCAAUACGAAACGCUAGCAACUUCCAUUCCGAUCGAAACCGAACUAGGCAACAGACUGAAGGAAAGUAACAAUGCGAAUGAAGAGUUCAUGCAAUUUAUGGAAAAAAGUCAUGCAGUCUCUGUGUACACGGAUGGCAGCAAAAUCUCUGAAGGGCUCCAUACUGGAGCAGCUUGUUAUUGCCCAGAUUUAAACAUUCAUAUUAAAAAAGCAUUACACAGCAGGGCAUCUGUGUACACGGCAGAGUGCUUGGCUCUUAAUGAAGCGAUUGAUAUCGCCUUUCUUACUAAAAACCGUGAAAUCUUUAUCUUCUCAGACUCACUAAGCGCACUUGAAUCUUUGAAAUCGACUAAAAUCAACUCAACCACUAAUUCAUACAUCUUAGAGAUCAAAAGAAAAUAUAAAGCAUUGUCAACCUCUAAUCGUAACGUAACUUUUUUCUGGAUUCCUUCCCACAAAGGUAUUUCGGGCAACGAACAAGCAGAUGUUCUCGCCAAAGAAGCUACUGAAAGCACUAGUUCUGAUAUCACUGCCAUUCCGUUUACUAACCUUUAUGAAGAUUUUAAAAAGCAGGCGUACGCGGAAUCUGAGAAGAUUUAUUUAGAUAAAAGCGUUACUACAGGCACUAUAUAUUUUAAUAAUUAUUACAAAAGUAGCAGAAAACCUUGGUUUGUCGGUAGAUCUCUCAAGAGAGAAUUUAUUAUUACAAUAAAUAGAUGUCGAGCUAACCAUUAUAAUCUAGCAGCGUCGAUGUAUCGCAAAAAUUUAGUAAAUGAUCCUAAAUGUAAAUGCCAAAACGAAGAUGAGGAUUUAAAUCAUGUAUUAUGGCAAUGUGCCCUCUACGAAGAGCCUAGGAAAAAACUACAUAACUCUCUUAUGAAAUUUAAACUGUUUCCACCGUUAUGUAUUGAAAUGCUUAUUGCGGAUCCAAAUAUCGAAGCUUGUAUUUGCGUCUUUGAAUUCCUAAAAAAAAUGCUCUUUAAAAGUGUAAAUUAA